Molecule: messenger RNA, 993 nt
Organism: Camellia sinensis
Lineage: Eukaryota; Viridiplantae; Streptophyta; Magnoliopsida; Ericales; Theaceae
Product: squamosa promoter-binding-like protein 4
Cellular component (GO): nucleus
Molecular function (GO): DNA binding
Source: RefSeq, a predicted model, not a curated record
UCAAAAUUCUCAUCCUCCCAAGUUCCACCACCACCCUUUCUACCUAAUUAUAUCUUCCAUCCUUCACAACAACACUCUUUGUUGUGUUGCUAAUUUCACUCUUUCUUUUUAUUUUGAUCCAUGGAAUUUGGCAAGCAAAGGGGGGGCAUGAAUAUGAUGAAGGACAAGGUGAAGAUGGAGGCUGCUGCUGAUGGGGAUGAUUUUGACAAAGAUGACAACAACGAUGAUUUUGUUAAUGCUUCCAAGGAUGAUAAGAAGAAGAGAGCUAGUGGAGGAGGAGGAGGAGGGAGCUCGAUGAGGAUUUGUCAAGCGGAGAAUUGCACGACUGAUCUGGCUGAUGCCAAGCAGUAUCAUAGGCGGCAUAAGGUCUGUGAGCACCAUGCCAAGGCCCAGGUUGUCAUGGUUGCCGGAAUUCGCCAGAGGUUUUGUCAACAAUGUAGUAGAUUCCAUGAGCUAUCAGAAUUUGAUGAAGCUAAAAGAAGCUGCCGCAGGCGACUGGCAGGACACAAUGAGCGUCGUAGGAAGAACACAUCCGAUUCUCAUGCAGAAGGCUCAAGCCACAAAGGGACCGGCACUGGCAUUGGCACUCAUCAGUUGAAUGAAACUGUUUCAGGGCAGGUUGAUGAGAGGGGAAGGAUUCAAAUAUCCAUGCAAGAAAAUGCCACUUACAAACAUUUCCACAUCAGAUAAGAUCAAAAAGAGUUUGCUCUGAAUCUGAAGCAAUGCAUGCUCUCUCUCUUCUGUCAUCCAAAUGCUUUUCUCUUAGUGUUUGGUGGAGGUAAUAUAUAUAUGGUUCUAUUACUAUAUCAUCAUAACAUCCACUCCAUUCCAUUCCAUUGUCUGAGGAUGCUAGUUGUGGCAAUAUGGCUUACAUAUAGAAUAAGAUCAUGAUUGAUAAAUAUAUAUGUAUUGUUUAUCAACACUUAUGGAGCUAGUAUGAUUUUGCAAUGUUAUAUGCAUACUCUUUACUACUUAUUAAGCAGUGCCAUCUCA